UAUUCAUGCCUUUAAAUUGUACCAAUUUUAUAGUGACAUCUGGUGAUAUAGUUUGCACAAUCGGUAGUCAACUUUACGCAAAAGUAGGUUAUCGGAUCGGAUUCGAUUAAUAGAAAUCGCCGCUAUCUUUACUAAUGUUAUUAAUUAUUAACUACAUUUCUAAGUGUCGCCCCCCGGCAGCGGACUAGUAGUCUCGGGGUGCAAUCACCGCCGAAAUUGGCGUCAGGAUAAUUAAUGCCGGCUCCUACUUUUCCCUAAUGAGAACACGAUAUAGAAUAUGCCCACUAUUUUUGUUACACCUUGUAACGUGUGUAGCCGGUAUUACUUUCACUCCAGAGAGUCCAGCUAUAGUCCAGCGGGAUGAAAAGAAAAAGCGUUAGGACUAUGGAAGGUGGAGGUAGUUAGAACUUUUUUGAUACGACGAGUCUGAUAUUAUUUUACCAUCUCGCGUCAUGUCAUGCUAAUGUCAUAGCCUAUUUAUAUUUUAUUAAUUGUUUUAAAAGUAAUAUUUUCAGUUUUCGAGCUUAUUUACACCAGAAAAUGUUAACUAGAUAAUUGAAGAAAUCGUACAGUAUUGUUUGUGAUUGGGUUCGGGUUCGGUUGUUAUUGAUCGUUCGGCGGCGCGCGGCGUUGCACAUAUCCUGCAGACGAUGGGAGCGGCCCUCCGCCAGCAGAGGUGGCAGCCCACCACCACCACCACCGAGGCGCCCGACUGGACGCUCGCGUGGCACUUCUUCUUCUUCACCUUCGAGCGCCCCGGCGCCACCAUCUUCAUCGCCGGCAUUAGCAUAGUGCACUCGCUGUUCCACAUCCCGCACCUGCUGCUGUACCGGCGGCUCGGGAUCCUCACGGCCUUCUGGAGCUUCGUCGGCGUGGGACUCGUUGUCGGAGCUGUCAUGGAGAAGGAGGUGCUGUACGACGCCUGGAUCUGGUACUCGUCGGUGUACGUGCCGGUGAUGCUGGUCAUCAUGUGCAUCGUGCUCACGGCUUCCGUGUGGGCCAUGGACAUCAAGCCGCUGCGCGCCAUCUUCGCCACCGUCGCCGUGCUCUUCUAUCUGUUUAUGUUCUACUGCAUCAUAUUCGUGCAAACGGAGAAGAGGAAGAUCUUCUCUACGACGACGGCGCCGACGACGACGACGACGCCGUGCCCCUGGUGCCCCACCUGCACCACGCCGAAAUGCACCACGCCCGAACCGCCCAAGGCCCAGCGCAGGCUGGCCCUACGCACGCUCCAGAUGCUAUUUGACGAGAGCCUGUGACCAGGGCGGGAGGGGGUCGCCCUACCCCUCUACGUAAUUAAGGAAGGACGGAUACUGGGCGUCGUGACGAAUCGCUGUUAUCUGUCUGGCCCCUGUUUGACAAUUGUCCACAAAAGUCUACAUUGAAUAUGUAGGUAUUAUCGUUACUUUUAUCGACCUAGAAAUGGAGAGGAAAUUGUCAGUGUCAGACUGUCAGAGGAUCCUUUUUCGUUAUCUGUCUUUCUAUCACUCUUGCAUAUUCGAAUCAUACAGAGGCAGAUACUCGUAACAAAAUUUCGAUCUUCGUGUUUCCCGGUAGGCCCUCAAGUGUAAAGUGUUACCGUGGUAAAAUAUUUGGUGAAGCGUGGUUGCAUUUUUAUCGCUUGUCAGUAUGUCUGUCUGUCACUUUCUUAACUUGUUAGAACGUGACAGGCAUGACGACCGCCGAUAAAAAUGCGAUGAAUCGGCCAUGCUACAGCCGCAGUGACAUGUUCACUUCUGGAAUUGUUAAUACAAAAAUAAAAUGACAUUUCGUAAUAA
This is a messenger RNA of Cydia pomonella (codling moth), 1778 nucleotides long. RefSeq lists its product as uncharacterized. The coding region runs from base 651 to 1259 and encodes 202 amino acids. The transcript has 4 exons. The record is from RefSeq and is a predicted model, not a curated record. NCBI's taxonomy places the organism in Eukaryota, Metazoa, Arthropoda, Insecta, Lepidoptera, Tortricidae.